GGCCGCUGAUUGGUCGCCGCGCCUGCCUGGACUGCGCACUGAGCGAGCGCUUGUGUCACUUGGUGUCCGGCGGGUGGAGAGUUCGUGUCACCGGCAACAUGAAGAUCUGGACCUCGGAGCACGUGUUCGACCAUCCGUGGGAGACUGUCACAACAGCCGCUAUGCAGAAGUACCCUAACCCCAUGAACCCGAACGUGGUUGGCGUGGACGUACUAAACAGACAUGUAGAUGGCAGCGGGAAGCUACACAGUGACCGGCUUCUCAGCACCGAAUGGGGCAUGCCUAGCAUUGUCAAAUCCAUUAUCGGGGCAUCAAGGACGAAGACCUACAUUCAGGAACACUCGGUGGUGGAUCCUGCGGCAAAAACAUUGGAACUGAAGUCCACUAAUAUCACCUUCACACACAUGAUAUCUGUGGACGAAAGACUAGUCUACAAGCCACAUCCCCAGGAUGACAAAAAAACGGUCCUAACGCAGGAAGCCAUCAUAAGCGUAAAAGGAGUCAGUCUGAGCAGCUAUUUGGAGGGAAUGAUGGCAAACACUAUAUCCAGCAAUGCUAACAAGGGCCGAGACGCCAUGGAAUGGGUCAUCAGCAAACUAAACAGCGAACUAGAGGAUCUGAAGGCAACAACCAGAGGAGGCAUCAGGACGACCAUAGCUGCAGCAGCCUAUGUAGAGGAAUGACCCCUUCCACCUCCUCGUCACUAGGUGUUAUACUGGAAAGGCUGCAGCGUCUCUCCGUGCACAGAAUUUAUUUAUUCUUAUUUAAGAAUGUAUUUUUAUUAAGUAGGAUUUUUUUUCAAAUUGAAGCUUGGAGAGAAGUGGCAGCGAUGUGGGAACAAGAGAAGCCGGGGACCAGGCUGUGAAGUGACCAUUCAUAACUGUAGCAUGGCCUCUUCCCAAUAAACCCAUUUUCUAGCGUCAGCGCAAGUUGUGACCUUAUCAUACCAGCUUGGGACCAAGGGCUGUUUCUAACCAGCACCUCUCGCUGAAGCACCCGCAGUCUUACUGGGCAGAGAUGCACUGCUCUACAAUAACUUCUGAGGAUGUUAUGGCCAUUAGCAAAAAACAGGUGAUUUUUUUAUUUAUUUUUUUUUCCUCGUUACCGCUGACUAAUUCAGUUGUAGAAGAGUUGAGUUUGUCAUUUUAGUACAAUCCAUUGUGAUAUCACUUACUGCACAUCUUAAAAGGGUUUUACAGCUCUUUCUAACUGAUGGCCUAUACUCAAUAUCACCCGCAACCCCUGCCAACCAGCUGUUUGAGAAGGUGUCGGUGUUCCUGUGAGCGCCACGGACUUCUCUCAGCUUACCAAGCACAGCGCUGUCUAUUGGAUAGUGGCAGUGCUUGGUAUCGCAGCUCAACCCCAUUCACUUGAAUGGUACUGAGCUGCACCCAGGCCAGGUGACCGAUGAAUGGGACAUCACUGCCCUAGGGUAAGUUGUGUGAGAAGGCUGCGGCAGUCACAGCACCAGCAGUGCCUCCUCAAGCUGAUCAGCAGGGGUCCGAGGUGUCAGACCCCCACCGAUCAGAUACUGAUCAGUUAAAGUGUACGGAAACCUGUUCAUCAGCAUAUUAUCGUUGUGCACAAAUGUUACAGUCUCUAACUGGAUAAUUGACUAAUUCAGCUCUGCUGCAUCUGAUAGUUGAUAGUAGCUGUAUUUUGCGUUUUGAAUUGCACCUGAUCCUGGAAAAUAAUAUAGACUGUAUUUUUGGGCACCGUAUAUACACUGCCUGUCCAAAAAAAAGUCGCCAACAAAAAAAAAGGUCACACACUCUGAUAUUUCGUUGGACCGCCUUUAGCUUUGAUUAC
Messenger RNA from Bufo gargarizans (Asiatic toad), 1809 nucleotides. It is a transcript of the gene PRELID3B, whose product is annotated as PRELI domain containing 3B. The transcript has 6 exons. NCBI's taxonomy places the organism in Eukaryota, Metazoa, Chordata, Amphibia, Anura, Bufonidae. Bases 99 to 683 code for a protein of 194 amino acids. Gene Ontology annotation, biological process: phospholipid transport. The record is from RefSeq and is a predicted model, not a curated record. Gene Ontology annotation, cellular component: mitochondrial intermembrane space. Gene Ontology annotation, molecular function: phosphatidic acid transfer activity.